AUGUCCGCUCACGAAGGUCUCCACAGGAAUUCAUUGCAGAUGGUCAACGAGGUAACAUGUCAUCUGAAGUCGGUAGAUACCCAUUACAACGGAUUCUGUAAUCUGCCAGCACAGGUUGGCGCAGGCCCGUAUCGGAUUCCCCGAUGGUUUUUUAACAGACAGGCCAAUCGAUGCGAUAUGUUUUUCUAUAGCGGCUGUGGUGGCAACGAUAAUAUUUUCAUCACCCUUGCUGCAUGUUCCGCUGUUUGUGCUGUAAAUCCUUGUACACUAUCACCAAAUCUUGGAGCAGGCGGAUACCAACAGCGAAGAUUCUUCUUUAACUUCAAUACAAGAACAUGCGAAUCAUAUUUAUUUUUUGGCGGUUACGGUAACCGCAAUAACUUCGAAUCUCUACAAGAAUGUCAGGAGGCAUGCCCAGAAGAUACUCCAUGCCGUUUCGGAAAUCCAAUGAAGUCUACGACGGGUCAGCGGAUGUUUUGCGGAUUAGAUCAGGUCAAAGAAGUUUGUCCAUGGAAUUCGUAUUGCCAUAUUGGAGGUUCAGAACAAAUGACAAUGUGUUGUCCAAAAGGGGAAAAAGAACCCUGUUUGCAGAACCUCGAACGUGGGAGGGGUAAUUCAGAGCUGAAGCGCUGGUAUUUCGACGGUAUUAAAAAGCAGUGUUUCUCAUUCAUAUAUCUCGGUCUGGGUGGAAAUGAAAAUAACUUUCUUUCGAAGAAUUUUUGCAGCGACGCUUGUGAAGGUAUGACCAACUUGAAAGCUAUGAACUAA
Molecule: messenger RNA, 768 nt
Organism: Soboliphyme baturini
Lineage: Eukaryota; Metazoa; Nematoda; Enoplea; Dioctophymatida; Soboliphymatidae
Source: the annotation of a GenBank genome assembly